This is a messenger RNA of Penicillium samsonianum, 1470 nucleotides long. RefSeq names its product nucleoporin FG repeat-containing protein. Gene Ontology annotation, cellular component: nuclear pore. The transcript has 3 exons. Gene Ontology annotation, biological process: nucleocytoplasmic transport. Lineage: Eukaryota; Fungi; Ascomycota; Eurotiomycetes; Eurotiales; Aspergillaceae. Gene Ontology annotation, molecular function: structural constituent of nuclear pore. The coding region runs from base 1 to 1470 and encodes 489 amino acids. The record is from RefSeq and is a predicted model, not a curated record.
AUGUUUGCUCCAAAGGCAGCGGCGCCUGCCACAGGCGGGCUUUCUCUCAACACAAACUCCACCAGUUCUUUGUUCGGCGGCAACACGGCCACAUCCACAGCUACUCCCGGUGCAACUAAUACCAGCAGUCUCUUCGGGAACGCCGCGAGCUCGACAGCACCUAAACCAGCAGGAGGCUUGUUCGGCGCCCCGGCUGCAGGAACCACACCACAAGCACAACCGACCGGAUCCAACAUGUUUGGAGGUCAACAGCAGAGCGGUGCGACCGGCAGCAACCUUUUCGGAGGCGCAAAUACAACCACACAGCCUUCUGGGACAGGCAAUAUGUUCGGUGGGUCAACUGCUGGCGCUGGCACCGGCACGACUCAAGGAACAACGGGUGGUGGCUUGGGUGGCAGCACUCUUUUCGGCGGUGGUGCGUCUACAGCUCAAACUCAAGCAAAGCCAGCAUUUGCUGGACUCGGUGGACUCGGAGCCGCUGGUGUCGGCAGUGGGCUUGCUGGGGGAUUAACAGGAGGAGCCACGGGGGGCAUGUUUGGUGGCGGCCAGAGCACAGCCCAACAACAACAACCUCAAAAGCCUACCCUCUCUCUCUUCGGCCAGCCAGCGCCCGCACAGACCACACAACCACUCCAACAGAGCACUGCUACCAGCACGGUGAUCCCGGGUGUGAAAGUUGACGUCAGCAAUCUCCUACCAACCACAAAAUUCGAGAGCUGCGCCGAUGAGAUCCGUAGCCAAAUCGAGGCUAUCGACAAGCACAUCCUGAACCAGAUGAAGAUGUGCCAUGAGGUCGGGGAUCUGCUCCCGACUAUCGAGAAGCAGGGUGCCACAAUUCCUAACGAUGUCGAAUUUGUACAAGGCAAACUUGAAACCAUGCAACACGCGCUUGAGAACGAUGCCAGUGACAUUGAUGGGCUGCGCAGCCUUGUCACACGGGAUGCGGCCGAGGCUCAAGUUGCCUUCCGAGCCAUUGAUACGCUGAAGCUCCCUCUACAAUACCAGUCAACUAGUGGUGGGUGGUGGUCUGUGCAGGAUCAACAGAUUCCGGAGCGAUCUAUGCGCUCGAGUCGCAAAAAUACACUUGCUCUUCCCGACGGCGUUGAGGGUGACGCGUCUACUGACGUCAAUGGAGUCCCCGUCAAUCUGGUUGAUUACUUCUCUCAUCGCUCGAAGGAGAUGAAAGAAGUUCUUACAAGAUAUACCGGCAACCUCAAAGAGAUCGAGGACCAUCUUCACGGUGUCGAAGCUACGCUCAACCGCCAAAUCAGCGACUUUGUGAGCUCCAAGUCUCGUGAGGGAGCUGCAGGGACACCCCGGUCCACCAUCAACGAACUUUCCGGUGUUCUCUCAGAUGUCGAGGCUGGCAUCAUGGGUGUUGCCACUCGUCUGAGCAAUGUGUCGGAACAAGUACAAGAUUUGUCGAUUGGGCAGCAGUCUCUUGGUGAUGGCCGGCUUCAUCUGGGAUAG